CCUGCCAUCAGCGAGGCUGCACAAGACGACUUAAGUUGAGCACUGAUGCCGAGAGAGAACCUGAACUUCGGCUUUGGGUUUCCUUUGGAAUUGACAUUUGGGGCCUGUUUUUGGCCUGGUCUCUGCCAGGUCAUCUCCCUGAGCCAUCACCGGAAGCUGCCAGGAAGUCCAGUGGAAUGGGAAACGAGAAUUGCAGCUUAUGGCCGAGCGUAGGGAUCGGCGCCGUGACCAUCGUCGUGCACGCCACCCUCCUCAUCGUGUUCUACAUCAGCCUCAGGAAGCAGAUAGCUAACAAACCCAGCUGUUCCCAGAGUCGCAGCCAAAGCAAGAAAGCUGCUGGCAGCACCACCCCGGCCCCUAGCAUUCCUGAAAAAAUUCCUUCUCCUCCCAGGGAAGAUGGGACAGUCAUCCCACUACAGACACCAAACUAUGCGGGGGACAGCGACACCUCUUCAGAUAGCUCGGACAGCUCAGACGGCCCCUGCCAGGGUACCCAGGCCCCCAAAAGUGCGAAUUAUUCAACUCUGGUUUUUCCUCCCCCUGGAGGCCAAGACAAAAUGGUAGCCGAGGACUAUGAGAAUCUGCGGGAGGGCAGAGAUUAUAUCAACGUGGACCCCAAGAAACAGAAACAUGAUUUCUGGACUUUCACCAAUCCCGCCAUCUCUGAGUCUGUGGAAUACACAGAGGUAUCCAUAAAAACUUCCAAAAACUAGGCCAUGUUUGCCAAUCCGUGGACUUCAGCAGAAAUAAUGGAAAUAGGGAGCCAUUAAUCAAGGAAUCAUAGGGUCUUGAAACUGGAAAGGUACUCGGGAGUUCAUCUUAUCCAGCCCCCUGCAUCUAGGAAUAGAAAACCCACAACCUCCAUUGGAAGUCUAUCCCAGAUUCCUAUCCUUCUGUAAAAGAGAGAAGUUCUUAUUUACUGUUUAGCCAACUUCACUGCUGAGAUUUAAGAUCGUUGCCUCUUGUUUGGUACUUGAGAAUAAGGAGAACGACUGGUCAGUCUUACUCAUGUGAUAAUCUCAUAAAUUUGAAAGUCUCUAAUACUUCCUCCCUCAACCUCUCCUUCUCCAGGCUUAUCAGCCCCAUUUUCUUUAACCCUUUUCCUAACAUUUUCCUAACCUAUUUGCCUAAUGUUUAUUCAUUUUUGUUACUACGUAGAGACCAAAGCUGGAUAAUAGUCUAAUAAGGAUAUGAUUCAUGCCAAAUACAGGGGAAGGAUCACUUCCUGAUCUGAAGAUUGUAUGCUAGUUAAUAUGACCAGUAUCAUUUCAAUUUUUUAAUAACCGCACAACACUGAGACACAACGUGACCUAAUGGAAAGAGCACAGACCAGGGAGUCACAGGACAUGGGUUCUAA
Molecule: messenger RNA, 1357 nt
Organism: Ornithorhynchus anatinus (platypus)
Lineage: Eukaryota; Metazoa; Chordata; Mammalia; Monotremata; Ornithorhynchidae
Gene: RHEX
Product: regulator of hemoglobinization and erythroid cell expansion
Exons: 6
Coding region: 177-713 (178 amino acids)
Source: RefSeq, a predicted model, not a curated record